This is a messenger RNA of Kalmanozyma brasiliensis GHG001, 1143 nucleotides long. Its product is annotated as Survival protein SurE-like phosphatase/nucleotidase. Gene Ontology annotation, molecular function: hydrolase activity. Gene Ontology annotation, cellular component: P-body. The record is from RefSeq and is a predicted model, not a curated record. Lineage: Eukaryota; Fungi; Basidiomycota; Ustilaginomycetes; Ustilaginales. The transcript has a single exon. Bases 1 to 1143 code for a protein of 380 amino acids.
AUGCCCAACUCGCGCCCCAAAGUCCUCCUCGUCAACGAUGACGGUCCACCCUCGACCUCGUCGCCUCACGUCCUGGGACUCUAUUCCGAACUCACCGCUCUCGGAUGGGACGUCAGCGUCGUCCUUCCUUCCUUCCAAAAGUCAUGGGGCUCGAUGCAAUUCUCACUCCAAGGUCCCGUAGCAUACUGGUACUACUACCCCUUGGCGGACAACUUUGACGGCAAGCACGCGGGCACUGCCGAAUCGUGGUCCGCAACACGACGCCCGAUCAACCGAGAGCGAGGGGAGAUCGCAGAGUGGAUCCUCAUCGACGGCUCUCCAACCACUGCGUCCAACAGCGGGCUCUUCAACCAAAACGCCUUUUUCGGGUCGACUGCGGAAGAGAGGGAGGCACCAGCCAGCACGAGUACGCCAUUCGACCUGGUCGUUUCGGGUCCCAACUUCGGGCGCAAUACAGGCACGGCGUUCGCCCUUUCAUCCGGCACACUCGGUGCUGCGAUGGCGGCCAGUCUCGCAGGCGUCCGAAGCAUCGCCGUCUCCUUUGGCCACUUCACAGGUUCCCCACCUACCUUUGCGGACCGAUCUCGCGCCCGCGGCCCCGCACUCGACCCACCCACCCUCCGCAGCGUCGCCGCUCAAGCCAACCGUCUCUCUGCCUCCCUCAUCCAGCGUCUCUACUCCAACUGGGACAGUGAACCGGACGUAGGGUGCUACUCGAUCAACGUCCCGUUGUGCGAGACCGUCAGCAACCCCGAGAUAGUCUGGACAAGGAUUUGGGAGAACCGCUACGGUCCGCUGUUUGCCGCCAACACCACCUCCAAGUACCCCGCCCCGCCCGCACCGCAGCCUGCCACAGCACCGAAGCCGGAGAACGUGCUGCACUUUGCGCCUAAUAUGGCCAGUCUGUUGGGGCCGAAACGGUUGCCCGAGGGAACGGAUGUGUGGGCGAUUCUGAACGGGUAUGUGAGUGUUACGAGACUCAGGCCGAACUUCAUGGAGGUAGAUCGAGAGGGGAGGGGGUUGGAUGUGCCUCGAGCGGGAGGAGAGGCGGUGAAGGGUGGGGCGACCGAGAGGGAUGCGAGUGAGGGUGUGGAGAAGGGCUUGAAGGAUGGAUUGGACGUGGGCACUCGAUGGCGGUUGUAG